Messenger RNA from Cylicostephanus goldi, 591 nucleotides. The record is from the annotation of a GenBank genome assembly. NCBI's taxonomy places the organism in Eukaryota, Metazoa, Nematoda, Chromadorea, Rhabditida, Strongylidae.
AUGAUUUUAGGCUACGUCUCAUCCUUCUAUCAUGUUCUUUUUGCCCUAGCAUGGGUCGGUGCUCUUCAAGGUGCAUCAUGGGUUCCAGCCACAAAGCUUUUGGCAAAGUGGUACACCGAUGGUUCUUAUGGCAAAAUGUUUUCUAUCCUCGGCUGUGGUAGUACCACUGCCGGAUUUGCCACGUUGAUAUACUCUAUCGUUAUCUAUCUUUGUUUACGAGGCGAUGAUGUGACGCCGUUAACGGCGAACAAAGGAAAAUCAUCGAAUAUCUUGACUUUCAUCUGGUCUCCAGUAAUAUGGAGCGUUGCUGUAAACUACCUCUUUACGAUGGAGGUACGAACAAUAUGUGAGACAUGGAUACCAUUAUACAUCAACGAGAAUGGCAUAGAUCUCGCUACUUUCCAAGUACUUUACGAAAUAGGAGGCAUUUUGGGUAACAUCGGUUCUGGCGCUCUGCUUGACCAUCUAUGUCUUCGGAUCUCAGUCGACUCAGCUCGACGCAUUGUUGGACUGGGAAGCACCACAUUGCUCCUUUUAACGGCGGCAUACAGCAUCAAAUAUCUGGUGCGUUUUUCAAUUCGUAUUUUCUAA